AUGUACCAUAGUCCACCCAAAAGCCCAAGCCCAUCAACCAAAGAAGCUUUAUCACCCCUCGAGCGCAAGACACGGGCCAUUACACCCCCAUUGGAUGAGAUGACGAUUCCUUCAUGUGCCAAUGACGGGAACGCCAUGAUGUUUGACGACAUUAGCGAGCAGCCCAUUCCCUAUGUUUAUCUCCUCAACCUUUUCAUGGCUCCCGACAUGCGAUCCUAUCUUGCCCAUACACAAUUUACGGAGGAUGUUUAUGCAUUACCCAUCCAUUUGCAACGUCUCAUAAGUGAAGCCAAGGAAGAAGUCGUCAUUGCCCGUACCAACAACACCACCCAACAACAUGAUGAUGAUCGAGCUACACGUCGUUUACAACGUCUCAAGGAUUACAUAUGGUCGAGAUCAGGACAUGAUGUAUCGUACAUGCUAGACUCUCUUACUGAAUUGAUCAAAGAUGAAGAUGAAUUGGAAACUAUUAUUCAGGAAUAA
This is a messenger RNA of Lichtheimia ornata, 483 nucleotides long. RefSeq lists its product as uncharacterized. The coding region runs from base 1 to 483 and encodes 160 amino acids. The record is from RefSeq and is a predicted model, not a curated record. The transcript has a single exon. NCBI's taxonomy places the organism in Eukaryota, Fungi, Mucoromycota, Mucoromycetes, Mucorales, Lichtheimiaceae.